Molecule: messenger RNA, 1800 nt
Organism: Ophidiomyces ophidiicola
Lineage: Eukaryota; Fungi; Ascomycota; Eurotiomycetes; Onygenales; Onygenaceae
Product: NADH:ubiquinone oxidoreductase
Exons: 4
Coding region: 1-1800 (599 amino acids)
Molecular function (GO): NADH dehydrogenase activity
Source: RefSeq, a predicted model, not a curated record
AUGGCAACUUCAAAGCUGCUGGUCCGGCCAGCAUUGCAGCUGUCUGUCGCUGCAUCGCGCCGGCCAUUAUUCACCCUUUCACAGAGGCAAUUGACUCAAUUCACACGUCCAGUCAAGAGAACAACUGCUCUGCGCACUCUCCCUCAGCAACGUUAUGCUACCACCUCCUCAACCACACCUACACCACCCGCUCCCAGCCCACGACGGAAAUUCAGAUUCUUCAGAUGGUUCUACCGAUUGGUGCUGUUGUCACUGCUGGGAGGAGCUGGAGCAUUAGGAUAUAGCGUCUAUGCCCUGCGCCAUCCUGCAGAGCAGUUUGUCCCGGACCCAGAUAAGAAGACUUUGGUCAUCCUAGGCACUGGAUGGGGCUCAGUGUCUCUUCUUAAGAAACUCGAUACCGAAAACUACAAUGUUGUCGUUAUCUCUCCCCGCAACUUCUUCCUCUUCACUCCUUUGCUCCCAUCGUGUACUACCGGCCUUAUUGAGCAUCGAUCGAUCAUGGAGCCUAUCCGGAACAUCCUUAGACAUAAAAAUGCAACUGUUAAAUACUAUGAAGCUGAGGCUACCAAGAUCGACUAUGAGAGAAAGGUAAUCCAAAUCAGGGAUGAAUCGGAGAUCCAGGGUGAUACCUCUCAGACAGAGGUUCCGUUUGAUAUGCUGGUUGUUGGAGUUGGCGCUGAGAAUGCUACUUUUGGUAUCCCCGGUGUGAAAGAGCACUCUUGCUUCUUGAAGGAAGUCGGCGACGCGCAGAAGAUCCGAAAGCGCAUCAUGGACUGUGUUGAAACCGCCAUUUUCAAGGACCAGACUGCGGAAGAGGUCAAACGACUACUUCACAUGGUCGUUGUCGGAGGUGGCCCCACCGGCGUCGAGUUCGCGGGCGAGCUUCAGGACUUUUUCAAUGAGGAUCUAAAGAAAUGGGUUCCUGAUAUCAAGGAUAAUUUCCAAGUCACCCUAGUGGAGGCAUUGCCAAACGUUCUUCCAAUGUUUUCUAAACAGCUUAUUGAUUACACCGAGUCUACCUUCAAGGAAGAAGCCAUCACCAUUCGUACCAAAACCAUGGUGAAGAGAGUUACAGACAAGUUCAUCGAAGCCGAGAUCACCAAGCCCGAUGGUACAAAAGAAAUUGAAAAGAUUCCCUAUGGUCUACUAGUGUGGGCAACUGGCAACGCCGUGCGUGGAGUUGUCAAGGAUCUCAUGGCUCAAAUCCCGGCCCAGAAGAACUCCCGCCGUGGCCUUGCGGUCAAUGAAUACUUGGUUGUCAAUGGCGCUGAGAACAUCUGGGCCGUUGGUGACUGCGCUAUCACGAAUUAUGCCCCCACCGCACAAGUUGCCAGCCAAGAAGGUGCGUUCCUAGCACGCCUCUUCAACACCAUGGCAAAGACGGAAACAAUUGAAAAGGAUCUGAAGCACCUGUCCGUCGCCCAGUAUGAGGCCAAGAAUGACGAGCAGCGCAACCAGAUCCUCGAUGAGAUUCGGGCCCUGCAGAAGCAACUCCGACGAACAAAACAGAUCGGACCCUUCCAGUACUCCCACCAAGGUAGUCUGGCAUACAUUGGCAAGGAACGUGCAGUUGCAGAUAUCAGCUGGCUUAGCGGUAACAUUGCCAGCGGUGGCACUUUGACUUAUCUUUUCUGGCGCAGUGCAUACCUGAGCAUGUGCUUUAGCAGUAAGUUCCCCUCCUCGUUAUCCUUAACUUACCGUCCGUCCUGGGCCUCGAUCCCUCAUUUCCCUUCGGUUCUUCGAAUAUCGCCCUUGUCCCGUAAUCUUCCGAACUCCCCCUCUUGGUUUUCCGAAGACUAG